Cornus florida is the source of this 6214-nucleotide messenger RNA. RefSeq names its product nuclear pore complex protein NUP214. The coding region runs from base 394 to 5724 and encodes 1776 amino acids. Gene Ontology annotation, biological process: RNA export from nucleus. The record is from RefSeq and is a predicted model, not a curated record. The transcript has 17 exons. Gene Ontology annotation, molecular function: structural constituent of nuclear pore. Lineage: Eukaryota; Viridiplantae; Streptophyta; Magnoliopsida; Cornales; Cornaceae.
UCUUCUCUUCUCUUCUCUUCCUCCAUCUCCAUUUUCUUUUUUCUUUCAAGCUUUCCACCUAAAGAAAAGCACCGAGAAAGAAAGAGAUUGAGGCUAAGCAACCUCUUAUAGAGCUGUUUUCCCUUCGAAAGACAAUCCACAUUUGUGACAGAAGAACCGUUCGCGAAUAUCUUAAUAGAAAGUGUGCAGGGGACUAUUGCUUUCCAAUUGGCUGUUUUUGCAAGAAAAAGUAUCUCUUGCUUUUCAUUCCCAUUCCCAUAAGAAUGAAUACUAUGAUUCGCAUUUAGUCACCAAAAGCUAGCUACACAGCCCUUCUCUCUCUCCUUUCUCUCUGUCUCUCCUUCCCGCCCAAACCUAAAACCCUCAUUUGCAUCUCCGACUUAUAUUGUGGCUAUGGCUUCGUCUGAAUUGGGAACUGACGAAGAAAACAGUAGUAGUAUCAUCCAAUUGGACGAGGAAGUCGAAGGAGACCGCCAUGGCUCUGAUGACGUUCUCUUCAUCAAGAUUGGCGAGUCAGUCCCCAUCAAAACCAGUGACGCUUGCGAAUUCAACAUGGAAACCCUUCCCUCUCAGCCCUUGGCGGUCUCUGAACGCUUUGGCCUCCUAUUCGUUGCCCAUUCCACUGGGUUUUGUGUUGCGAGGACCAAGGACGUUUUGGGAUCGGCCAGAGAGAUUGAGGACAAAAAGAGUGGUUCGUCUGUACAGGAGUUGAGUGUUGUGGAUGUUCCGAUUGGGAAGGUUCACAUAUUGGCAUUGUCUGCGGACACUUCCACGCUUGCUGUUUGUAUUGGCGGUGAUAUUCAUUUCUUCUCUGUUAGUUCACUGCUCAACAAGGAACAUAAACCAUCUUUCUCUUGUUCACUCAAUGAUUCAAGUUGCGUUAAGGACAUGCGAUGGACAACAAAAUCACAAAAUCACUAUGCUGUUCUUUCAAGUCAUGGGAAGCUAUACUAUGGAUCUGGUGAAGGCCCUCUUAAAGAUGUGAUGGACGAUGUUGAUGCUAUUGAUUGGAGUGUAAAAGGCAACUUUAUUGCUGUGGCAAGAAAGAAUAUUCUUAGCAUUCUGUCUUCAAAAUUCAAGCAAAGGUUGAGCAUGUCACUAUCGUUCAAAUCAUGGAUUGGUGACUCUGAUUCGAACUGCAUCAUAAAAGUGGAUUCUAUCAGGUGGAUUCGUUCAGAUUGUGUCAUUCUAGGAUGCUUUCAACUUACAAGUGAUGGCGAGGAGGAAAAUUACCUGGUCCAAGUCAUCACAUGCAAAGAUGGCAAACUUACUGAUGCAUCUUCCAGGCCAGUCGUGCUAUACUUUGAUGAUGUCUUUGAAGGUUUAAUUGAUGAUAUUGUGCCCUUCAGAAGUGGACCGUACAUGUUCUUGAGCUAUUUAAAUCAAUGUGAGCUUGCAGUUGCUGCCAACAGGAAGAAUACUGGUCAGCAACUUUCAUUAUUUGGUUGGUCAACUGAUGACAAGAAGAAUGAAGCUGUAGCUAUUGAUCUUACAAGGGAUUCCUGGCUUCCAAGGAUUGAACUUCAAGAAAAUGGCGAUGACAAUUUGAUCUUGGGGCUCUGUGCUGACAAGGUUUCCAGCAAUGAGAAAUUUAAACUCAAGCUUGGAGAAGAAGAGAAAGUACUCUCACCAUAUUGCGUUCUUCUGUGUCUUACUCUCGAGGGAAAACUUGUCCUUUUCCACGUUACCAGUGUCUCGGGUAUUCCAUCUCCAGCUGAGGUUCUGUCCACACUUUCCGAUGAGGAAGAUGAGGAAGAGGAUACUCCUGCAGUGGUACCUUCCGAACAUGGUCUUUCCAAAAUUUCUUUUGGAUCAGCAGAACAAAGCAUAGAACGGAAAGUUAUGGGUUUUCAUUCCCAGAAAAUAAACAAGGAGGAGCUUAUUACCAAAAAAGAUGAUGAAAUUUAUAUAAAAAAUGACCUAAAGCUUCCUGAAGGGAACAAAUCUUCAACGAGGAUUACUGAUCAAAUAUCUCCCGCGGAAACUAUUACCAGAAACCAGGAAGUGAGAACUGGUGUAAAUUUGCGGUCAUUUGAAACUGAUGGGCAGCCAAAAGUUCCUGUCAUAAAGCUGAACCAAGAUAAAGAUGGUCAAGAAUUGAUUCUUACUGGUCAGCAAGGCACAAUGCUAGGACAGACAACUUUGAGGACAUCUGAUGGAGAGGGUCCUAGACUUGUGACUAAAGAUUUCAGCAAGACAGAAACUCCAAAACUUUCUGGCGUGGUAUCAAAGACUGAUUCAUUUUUAGGAGGAUUUUCAACUGUUAAAUCAAGCCAACCUAUUCCUGUAGAUUCAAAGAAUAGUAUUGAGGCUGGUAAAGAAUUACCAGGAAAUGUUGGAACUACUAGCGUGCAGAGCGCUUUAUCUCAAUCCUGGUCAGGAGGACAACCGAAUUUUUCAAAGAAUUCUGAUGGAGGAUUUUCCUUUUUACCUUCCACCGUCGUGCAGAGCAACCAAACUGAUAAUUCUGGCACAAGACUAAGUACUGCAUCUUUUUCUGGAGUUUCAAAAGACAAUGCUCGCCAAUCAACUUCAGCAAUUUUUUCUGGCACCCAUAGUGUACAAAAGGCUUCAACAGGGGUAGGGAAUAUCGAACCAUUGCCUGCCACUCGCAUCUCUCAGUUGUCAUCUCAAGAAAAUUCUGCAUUGGGGAAAGCAUCCGGCUAUAAAUUUCGUCCCAACAAGGAAAACUACAGAAUCUCCUCCCCAACAGAAAUACUGAAUUCUGAGCCACACCUAUCUAAACAAUCUGGCAAUGUUGAAGAGAUGGCCAAAGAACUGGAAACCCUAUUAAGAUGUAUAGAAGAACCAGGUGGUUUCAAGGACGCCUGCACUGUUUUGCAAGAAAGCUCAGUUGUAGCAUUAGAGGAAGGCAUACGGGCUGCUUCUGAUAGAUGCAUGAUAUGGAGGAGCAUAAUGGGUAAGCAGCUUGAGGAGAUCCAACAACUUCUAGAUAAAACUGUGCAAGUUUUGGCAAGGAAAAUUUAUAUGGAAAGCAUUGUUAAACAAGCUACUGAUAGCCAAUAUUGGGAUCUUUGGAACCGCCAGAAGUUGAGUUCUGAACUGGAGCUGAAGCGGCGACAUAUAUUGAAAGUAAAUCAGGAUUUGACCAAUCAACUGAUUGAAUUGGAAAGGCAUUUCAAUACGCUUGAGCUCAAUAAGUUUGGUGAAAAUGUUGGAGCUCGGAUCGGUCAAAGAACUUUGCCAAGUAAAUAUGGGCCUUCAAGACAUGUCCAGUCCUUGCAUAGUUUACAUAAUACAAUGAGUUCGCAAUUAGCAGCUGCAGAGCAACUUUCUGAAUGUCUCUCGAGACAAAUGACUGCUCUGAGUAUCGAGACGCCUUCUAUGACAAAACAGAACUUCAAAAGAGAGUUGUUUGAGACAAUUGGGAUUCUUUGUGAUGGUGCCUCUUUCAGCUCUCCAGAUGAAAAAAAUGCUCAUGAUACCCCAUCAAACAAGAAAUUCUUAACUACUUCAUGUUCUGCUGCUGUUAAGGAUCAGUACAGGAGAAACCAAUCAAGUGCCAUGAAGAGUUCUGAAUUAGAAAGUGCGAGGAGGCGCAGAGACUCGCUCGAUCAGAGUUGGGCUAGUUAUGAGCCUCCAAAAACUACAGUAAAAAGGAUGCAUAUGCAGGAAGAACACCGGAAGGUUAGUCCGAGUAGAUCAUCCUUCUUGGCGGAUAGGCAACAUCUUAAACCUCCCAUGGAACCAUCAGUUGUUCACCAAAAGCAUUUUACCGCCUCUUCAACCUCCUUGCGUACAUCUGAAAACAAAGGCAUUCAAGAUUCAACCGCAAGACAGCCCUUUGACAGCCAAUCAGCUUUGUCCAGAUGGGCUGAUGACCAUGCUGUAUCAUCACCUUCUAUAGAAUUGAAAUCUCCAGCAAUUCACGUACUUCCAAGUAGUAGUUUUUCCACAUUCUCAUCACAGUCCACAUCUCAGCCAUUGCCAAAUAAUGCAAGGGGAAGUAGCAAUCUGCGUGCUGAAAGAUUUUCUCUUUCAUUCAAUGAGACUAAGUCUGUUCAGCAGUUCGAAAUCCAAGCACAUCAAACUUCAGUCCCCGUCAGUUUACCAAUGCAGACAGAGUCAUUGCCAAAGAAAUCCAGUGAAAUGUCAAAUUUAAAUGAUAAAGAAACUGCACUUUCAAAAUCUACAAUUGCAAGUGUGAAACAUAGGUUUAUAACUACUGAAAGCCCAUUCAUUGAAUCUGGGAGAAAUCGUGAAUCUAUUUUAUCUCCUGUGUCUGCUGUUGAUCCGAGCCCAAGUGAAAAAGUUUUCCAGUCUGGUCCUGCAACAAACAAAAGCCAGCCUGGUGAAAUAACAUCACCUUCUUCUGCAUCCUCACUAUCAUUUUUGAAUCCAUCAUCAUCUCCAAUGAUAAAUUCAUCACCAUCUCCCCCAUCUUUGUUACCCACUCCAUCAAAUGCACCAACCUCGUCAUCUGCAAUGUCAUUAGGCAGUUUAUCAACCAGUUCUAAGGGCAUGAUGGAAGCUAAUCAGACAGUCUCUCUCCCCAAGUCAUCAGUUUCCACUCCAAAAUUUUCUUUUAGCUCCAGUUUUCAGGUUCCUGAGAAAUUGGUUCCCUCGUCUAAUCCCCCUACUUUCUUGAACUUACCAGAUGAGUCCUCCAAAACAGCGUCUCAGCCUUUUAUGAACAAGCUUAACUCAGAAGCAGAUAACAAUUCUACUAAGCAAACUUCACCUACACUGCCUAAGCCUCACACUGGUACAUUUAGUUUAAAUCUUGAAACAUCUGUACCAUCCACACCUACAAGUGAACCUAUGGUCAAUUUGCAAUCUGCAAGUCAGUUCAGUUUCAGUGGCAUGACUAAUGCUGCAUCACGUGAGGCAUCGAAUUCUGAAGCAGUGCAGCCACUCGCUAUUUCUUCAGCUGCUCUCUCUACUUCCAUGAGUGCUGCUCGUGAAAAGGUUGGAAGUUCAAAUGUUGCAGUUGCCCAGGAGGACGAGAUGGACGAGGAAGCUCCUGAAACAAGUCAUACAACUGAACUUACUCUCGGAGGUCUUGGUGGUUUCGGAAUUGGAUCAGCCACUAAUCCAACUGCUUCCAAACCAAGUCCAUUCGCUGUGGCAUUUCCUAAUGCAGCGACGACUCCAAUGAGCUCUCCAUUUACAAUGACAGUUCCUACUGGAGAGCUGUUCCGACCUGCAUCUUUUAACUUCCAAUCUCCACAGCCAUCCCAACCAUCUCAACUAGCAAGUUUCAGUGCAUUCUCUGGCACCGGAACUACUGCUCAAAAUCCCACCCCUAGCGGGUUUGGGCAGCCAUCACAGAUUGGAUCAGGACAGCAGGCUCUAGGUUCAGUUCUUGGUGCUUUUGGUCAGUCUAGACAACUUGGUCCUGGUUUACCAGGAAGCAGUCCUCCAUCUGCUGGUGGUUUUGGAGUUAAUUCCGCUGGUGGUUUUCUAAAUGCUCCUAGUGGAGGUGGAUUUGCUGGCAUUGGUUCACAAAGUGGUGGGUUUGCUAGUCUGGCUACAGCUGGUGGUGGGUUUUCUAGUCUGGCUCCUGCUGGUGGAGGGUUUGCUGCUGCCGCUGCCUCAAACAUUGGUGCUUUUGCUGGAGCUGCUUCUGGCCCUGGAUUCGCAGGGGGUGGAUUUGGAGCUUUCAGCAACCAACAAGGAAGUGGUAGUUUCACUGCAUUUGGUAGUGGUGCGGGAGGAACUGCAAGACCCCCAUCUGAGCUUUUCACACAGAUGAGAAAAUAAGUGUAGCGGAACUGAGGAAAAGCUUAGACACAUGAUGUUGCCAUUUGAAGGUAAUUAACGGAAGUGGUUAAUAGCCGACGAGAGUUAUCACAUGAUACAUGGCGACGUGUUCUGUAAAAGAGAGCCAGCUAUUCCUUUUCUUACUUCGUAUGUAAGGCUAUGUAAAUGUGUGUCAAUGUCAUGUUAAGUAAUGUGUGUUAGGUUCGAAUUUCAAGCUGUUGGCAUUGAUGCUUUGGGAUGAGGAAGCCUCAUCGUGUAACAAAUUAAAUUUUUAGCUUUAUUGGAAUUUUUAGCCAAGAAAUUGGGAUGGAUUCCACCUUGUAAGCUAGUUUGUGUGUGUGUGUGUGUGUGUGUGUGUGUGUGUGUUUUAAUUCGAGUAAGGCUGGUCUGGAAGUUUACCAAGAAGGUUUGUGCUGAUAAUUCUGUCUUGGCACAUGGAAAGCCAAAUCUAGCAGAUUUAUCUCAUGAUUUGAAUUAUGAUACGAGACUA